CUAGUUCUAGUAGUUCUUUGAUUUUUGGUAGUGAAGUAUGUUCCUCUUUGUCUGUUUAUGGGACAAGGGUAAAGACUGUCACAUAGCCCUCAGCUACCCCUACAUCACUGCUUUGUGUGAAGGACCUCGUUCUGCAGAAGCAGAGUGAAUUCAUGUUUGAUGGAUUUCAGCUUGGCUACUCUUUCUAUGUGAAAAACUGGGAAUUACUUGCAUGCUGUUAUUGAGAAGGAUGUGCUGUGAGAGACCAACAUACAGUGAAAUCUUUUCAAAGAACACUUUCAUCAGACAAUCCCCUGUUAAGAGAUUGACCUGAAGUACCCUUUGUGUCUUUAGUCCAGUCUCUAUUCUACUCUUCUGGAAAGCUUCUGCUGAGUCACUGAUCUAUGUGUGGGAGUGCAUGCUGUCCUAAAGGGACCUGGAGCAGUCUGGAGCAAUGCCACCACCUUCAGACAUUGUAAAAGUAGCUGUUGAAUGGCCAGGAGCCAAUGCCCAGCUGCUGGAAAUAGAUCAGAAAAGGCCUCUCGCAUCUGUCAUCAAAGAGGUCUGUGAUGGGUGGUCACUGCCAAACCCUGAAUACUACACCUUGCGGUAUGCUGAUGGGCCUCAGCUGUACAUCACAGAGCAGACUCGCUGUGACAUCAAGAAUGGAACUAUCCUGCAGCUGGCAAUCUCCCCGUCUAGGGCAGCUCGCCAACUGAUGGAGAGGAUUCAGUCGCACAGUAUGGAAGCCCGACUGGAUGCCAUGAAGGAACUUGCUAAACUUGCAGCAGAUGUGACCUUUGCUACAGAGUUCAUCAACAUGGAAGGGAUUACAGUGUUGACACGUCUUGUGGAAUGUGGGACCAAGCUUCUGUCCCAUUACAGUGAGAUGUUGGCAUUCACCUUGACUGCCUUCUUGGAGCUCAUGGACCAUGGCAUUGUCUCUUGGGACAUGGUCUCAAUAACCUUCAUCAAACAGAUUGCAGGGUAUGUGAGUCAGCCUAUGGUAGAUGUCUCCAUCCUCCAGCGAUCCCUAGCCAUCCUAGAAAGCAUGGUGUUGAACAGUCAGACUCUGUAUCAGAAGAUAGCCGAAGAGAUCACCGUGGGGCAGCUUAUCUCUCAUCUACAAGUUUCAAACCAAGAGAUUCAGACAUAUGCCAUUGCCCUGAUCAAUGCCCUCUUUUUGAAGGCUCCAGAGGACAAGAGACAGGACAAGCUCCUUAACCCGCUAGACCUGCCCAUCACUGAAAUGGCUAAUGCAUUUGCCCAGAAGCACCUGAGAUCUAUAAUUCUGAAUCAUGUGAUCAGAGGAAACCGCCCAAUUAAAACAGAAAUGGCGCAUCAGCUAUAUGUGCUACAGGUCCUGACCUUUAAUCUGCUGGAAGAGAGAAUGAUGACCAAGAUGGACCCUAAUGAUCAGGCACAGCGAGACGUCAUAUUUGAGCUGAGAAGAAUAGCAUUUGAUGCGGAGUCUGACAGCAAUACUGUCCCUGGCAGUGGAACAGAAAAACGCAAAGCCAUGUACACCAAGGACUACAAGAUGCUGGGAUUCACUAAUCACAUCAAUCCAGCAAUGGAUUUUACACAGACUCCUCCAGGGAUGCUGGCAUUGGACAACAUGCUCUACUUAGCCAAGUUUCAUCAGGACACCUAUAUCAGGAUUGUUCUGGAGAACAGCAGUCGAGAAGAUAAGCAUGAGUGUCCUUUUGGGCGCAGUGCCAUUGAACUUACCAGAAUGCUUUGUGAAAUCCUGCAAGUUGGGGAGCUCCCUAAUGAAGGUCGAAAUGACUAUCACCCCAUGUUUUUCACCCAUGACCGCGCAUUUGAGGAGCUGUUUGCCAUCUGCAUCCAGCUGUUGAACAAGACCUGGAAAGAAAUGAGGGCGACAGCUGAAGAUUUUAAUAAGGUUAUGCAAGUUGUGAGGGAACAGAUCACACGGGCUCUCCCCUCCAAACCUAACUCCUUGGAUCAGUUCAAGAGCAAACUGCGCAGCCUGAGCUAUUCUGAGAUUCUGCGAUUACGCCAGUCUGAGAGAAUGAGCCAGGAUGAUUUCCAGUCGCCACCCAUUGUGGAGCUGAGAGAGAAAAUCCAACCUGAGAUCUUAGAACUGAUAAAGCAGCAGCGCCUGAACAGGCUCUGUGAGGGGAGUAGCUUUCGAAAAAUUGGAAAUCGCAGAAGACAAGAAAGAUUUUGGUAUUGUCGCCUGGCUCUGAAUCACAAGGUGCUGCACUAUGGAGAUCUGGAAGAUAAUGCUCAGGGGGAAGUGACCUUUGAAUCACUACAGGAAAAAAUUCCAGUUGCAGACAUCAAAGCUAUUGUCACAGGGAAGGAUUGUCCACAUAUGAAGGAGAAAAGUGCGUUGAAACAGAACAAGGAAGUGUUAGAAUUGGCCUUUUCGAUAUUAUAUGAUCCUGAGGAGACCUUGAACUUCAUUGCACCUAAUAAAUAUGAGUACUGUAUCUGGAUUGAUGGGCUUAAUGCACUCUUGGGGAAGGACAUGUCCAGUGAGCUGACCAAGAGUGACCUGGACACCUUGCUGAGCAUGGAAAUGAAGUUGAGACUCCUGGACUUGGAGAAUAUCCAGAUCCCUGAAGCACCACCCCCUAUCCCUAAAGAGCCAAGCAGCUAUGACUUUGUCUAUCACUAUGGGUGAUGCAGGCCAAGUGGCCUGGGUCGCACCCAGCAGCCUCAUACCCUGCAACCUGACGCUGGCACUGCUGUUCCUUGCGUGGGGCCUGCUGCAGGCACUGCCGGCUCAAGCGCCGCUCAGGUGCCCGGCCAGCCCCAGGACUGGUCCCUGCCCGCCUGCAGCAGUGCCCUCACCGUGCCAGCACGGCUGGCCUGCGGCGAGGCCAGGCACGAGCGCCUGUCUCAUCACUGUACGACUUUUGUAUGAGUUAAAAUAAUAACCAAUAGCACUGCUGUGGCA
Rhea pennata is the source of this 2908-nucleotide messenger RNA. RefSeq names its product engulfment and cell motility 2 (gene ELMO2). The record is from RefSeq and is a predicted model, not a curated record. The transcript is spliced from 24 exons. Gene Ontology annotation, biological process: actin filament organization; cell motility. NCBI's taxonomy places the organism in Eukaryota, Metazoa, Chordata, Aves, Rheiformes, Rheidae. Bases 434 to 2632 code for a protein of 732 amino acids.